UGUGUUUGGUGGUGUUGCGACCGCACCAUGAAUCCAAAGAAAAAACCAAGAACAUCUUUGUACUCCGACAAACUUCACAAACACUGGUCCAACUGUAGUGCUGGCUUUGACGAUCUGCCAAGUUGGAGCACAAGUUGUACCAAGGAGUCAUUCAAAAAUUUCAAACAUGGAGGAUGGGGCGAUCAGUGGGAAGAGGAGGAAGAGGAGAACGGAGAUGUAGACAUCAUUUGGUCUUCAUCCAGUGAUGAUGAGGACGAAAAGGUCAAGAAAAACAUGGGAACCUUGGACACCUCGACCAACAGGAGGAGAGUGGUAACCUUGGAAGGAAGAACUGGAGAGCACCGCAAGAAAAAGAGGAGGCCUUCGCUUGGUAGGAAUGCACCGAUGGCUUUCCAGAGGAGUAGUAAAUCUCCAGGAAAUGAAGAUGUAAACUUGGAAGAUUCUAUAAUAAGUGACUCUGAAAGUGACCAUGAUGAUAGAGAUCUUCCCUGUAAGAGUGAUGUGCCUCCACAGAGAGACAAAUCCUAUGAUAGAACCGACCCUGGGAUUGCCAGGAUGAAAGUUUCAGGAGUUCAGGAAGAACCACCAAGGGAUGAGGGUAUUUCAUCUGUGGCAACUAGAAGUUUAAAAACUGCAAUGACCAGUCACUUUGUUGAUAAAGGAAAGAGGAAAUACGUGCAGGGGAAAAAGGACUUGUUUGAUCCUGAAAUCCUAGACUACGACUCCCCAUCAGAAGAAGAGAAUGAAUCCAUCUCAGAUGUAACCUCCUCUGAACAGUCCUGGGCAAGAGACUCACCAAAGAUCACCUCCACAUCUCCUAGACCCAAGGAUGUAGGUAGCAGCAUCAUGUCCAACCCGAUGACUAGUCCCAAGACUGGUAGUGAUUGGGUGAAGAAAUUGAAGCUACAGGCAUCCAUCACCCCAGACAGGAAAUUGGGCCGGUCAGGAGAUGGUGAAGCUAAAGGUGGAAGAGGAUCCAGUUCUGGGCCAGGCCUCAUGGAUUCAGCCAGAAAGAAGAAGAAAUUUGUCAGCUGUGGCCUCGCUGAACGUCUGCAGAAGUUGGUGAGCAGAGAGAAGUCAUCCAUUGCUAUGUGGUAUCACAAUCGGACUGAUUCACAGCAUUCGCAAGAUAACACCAAAUCAAGAUUUGUUGUCAAAGUCCUCUCCUGUGACCCACACAGGGGAUUGUACCUGACCCACUGCGUGACUCAGGUUAGCUGUAGGUCAAAGGUCAAUGAUGAAUUAAGACCCAAGGGUGAAGGAGAUGAGAGUCUGGGUGAGGAGGUAUAUGUAUUCUUCACCAGGAGUACAGGAGAUCAGCUUGGCCUUGCUGCGGGUAUGCUGAUCAGCAUCAAUACACCAUGGCAGAAGCUGUCCAUACCACAUGUCAGCAAACCUGUAGUUCUGUGUACCUACUACUGUCGACCUUUGAACCUUGACCCUGAUAAUGGGGUUCAAGAUCAAGCAGUUGUCACUGGGUACCCAACAGAAAACAGCAAAUCUCCUAAGGUUCUUACUCCUAUGAGGCUAUUUCCUGGUGUAUCAAGCAAUCGUUCUCCUGGAGCCGAGGUUGCCAUCGGCCAAGAAAAUAGGACCAAGAAUAUCUCUGCAUCCAUUAUGCAAAGCGUGAGUGAGAGUGGUACAUGCUCAUCUUCUGGUGUCAGCUUCAAGGCUAGAGUUCAAAGGAUCGUGACACGGAGGCUGCAAGCUGGGGUACCAUACCAAUCUGCUAGAAUAUCAGGACGAGGUUCACACCACACUCAAUCAAGCCCAUCUCUCAUCAAAUCACUCCUUCUUCAAGACAGAGAGGGUGUGGUCUGUGAAGUCCAGUUGACCAAUCAGAUAGCGGAAAGCAGUACCUGGCAACAGGUCCUCCAAUCAGGAGAGGGCAGAUCAUACAUAUUCAUGAACCUGAGAGUGGCCCAGAGACUGACCUUAUCUAGAGCACCAGGGCUUUCGUCCAUGAUCCGAAUGCUGCAACAUCAUCCCAAUCAAAUUAAUGGUCAGAGUGUAUGCUAUGUGCUGACAAGUGAGAUUGGAAUGACAGAAGUGGAGUCAUUAGAUGAUUGUGACUCCAUGGAUUUACCUCUGUUUAGACCCCCUAAUGUUAUGGAUAUCAGUGAUGCCAUCAAGAAUGCCAAGUGUCCAUGGAAACGGACAAGCUUUCUUACCACACCCCUCCUCCUCACCUCGACAAACUCGCCAUCCUUGCAUCCUAAAGAUAGCUCCAACAAAUCCUCUGGGAGCUGGUUCCUGUUCCUUUCUACAUACACCGGUCAACAUCAACAGCAUUCAUCCAUUCAGGGAGAAGAGAUCAGCAACGGUCAUAACAGAUCAGACCAGGAUCAGUAUGUGUGUUUACAUGUGCAUCAAUCUCACGUUUUAAACCAAGAAGUCCAGGCGAGGUGUGCGAGUAGUGGAAACAGGAAAUUACUGUGCAGAGAUGUUCACAUUGCAUCUACGGAACAAGGAGUGCAGUUGAACGCUGAUGGUUUCAGUCAGAUUAGUGUUGUUGAUGAGUCAGACAAUGAGAGUGUAUCGAGCCUUUCACUUUCAUCUCUGAAAGUCGAUACAAGGUUACAUUCAUUGGUUAGUGUAACAGGUAAUAUUUGUGGAGUUGAAGAAGAGUCUGCUUGUAGCUGGCCAUCUUGCCCUCUUUGUGGAAACAACCAUUUAGAUGGAGGGGAAGGCAGUGGCUUUAUGCUUCAUUGCCUUGAAUGUAACAAGGAUGUCAGCUCACCGGUUAUUAGAAUGCAUCUUGUUGUCUUACUCACCUGCCCCAACCUGCCUACAACUCAUGCAAUAAAAGUAAAGUUGCUCCAACCAACUAUCGAGUCCGUCUUGCCUUCUUCAUCUCAAACCAGCGGAGGUCAUGAUUUGCAAAGCAUUCUGGGAGUACUCGUUGGACCAAUCAACUGCCUUGUUAACUCAGUCAAUGAAUUACCACAAAGAAAAGAAUAUCGUUUGGAAGAAGUUUUACUAUGCAACUGAGGACCUCUAUGCAAAAAAUGAAUUUGAUGUUAGAAAUAGGGAAGUCAGCAUUCAAAAGGAAGUUUACCCUAGAUUGUUACUGAAGUUGUAACACAUUUGGAUUUCAAUUAACAUGUUAUGAAUUCACUGUGACAUAACUUCCUAAAAACUUGUGAUUUUAUAUGAAUUGCAUAAUAAUAGUAGUCAACUUUGAUCAACCUUUUACUACGUUGUUCCUCAUUUAUGAAUCUUAGUUUUCAGAUUUGACUUCCCCAAAAUGUGAUCUGCCUUUGAUAAUGUCUUUCCUUUACUCUAUAGUACUAUGAUGCUAAGUAAUGAUGCCAAAGUUUUCAUAUUGUGUAUAUUAUUUCUAUGUUUGGUUAGUAUGUAAUGGUGCACAUGAAUAAAUAUAAAGAGAGAAGGGUGAACCUUCAUUCUAUUCAAAUUGUAUUGUACAUGUAGUUCAAAUAUAAUUACAAAGCUUUAUGAAUAUUGAUUCUUCAGAAAGACAGAAAGUGAUACUGCCCAUACACUGAGUAA
Messenger RNA from Lytechinus variegatus (green sea urchin), 3510 nucleotides. RefSeq names its product DNA repair-scaffolding protein-like. Lineage: Eukaryota; Metazoa; Echinodermata; Echinoidea; Temnopleuroida; Toxopneustidae. The coding region runs from base 28 to 2991 and encodes 987 amino acids. Gene Ontology annotation, cellular component: nuclear chromosome; nucleoplasm. The transcript is spliced from 15 exons. The record is from RefSeq and is a predicted model, not a curated record. Gene Ontology annotation, biological process: double-strand break repair via homologous recombination; regulation of establishment of protein localization to chromosome.